ACUCACAUUUUCUGGUUCAUAUGUAUCUGGAAGCACAUGCAAGUUUGUUUUAUGAACAGUAAUAGCUGCUCUGCUAAAUGAUGAACGCCGCAACAGCAGCUAACAGCAGUGUUUACUCACAGACACAGUGCAUACUACUUUCCUCGGAUGUUCGAGGUUCGAUUCCUUACUUGAAUGAACGGAAGUCUCGGUUGGUGGUGAGGGCUGGUGGCGGUGGUCGUCCUCCCAAGGAGGAUGGUGAAAAGCAACAGCAACAACAACAACAACCUGUGUCUCUUAGGCUUGACGACGUGAACCCUGUGGGACUGGGUCGAAGGUCGCGGCAGUUAUUUGAUGAGGUUUGGAGAAAGUUCUCGGGAUUGGGUCAGAUUUCUGGCACUAUCCGGUCGGAUGAUCAGGAGGCUUUGGAUGCCCUUCUGGUCCGCGAAGGUCCGAUGUGCGAGUUCGCAAUCCCUGGCGCUCAGAACACUACUGUACUCGUUGUUGGUGCCACCAGCCGCAUCGGUCGCAUCGUCGUGAGAAAGCUCAUGCUCAGGGGCUACGCUGUCAAGGCUUUGGUGAGGAGGGCAGAUCAGGAGGUUGUAGAGCUCCUUCCAAGGUCAGUAGAGAUAGUCAUUGGGGAUGUUGGUGAUCCCGCCACUGUCAAGGCUGCUGUUGAAGGUUGCAACAAAAUUAUAUACUGUGCCACUGCUCGCUCUGCUAUUACUGGGGAUCUCUUCAGGGUUGAUCAUCGAGGAGUUUCUAAUCUAACUAAAGCUUUUCAGGAUCACAAUAAUAAAUUGGCCCAAUCGCGUGCUGGGAAAAGCAGCAAAAGUAAGCUCUUGAUUGCCAAAUUCAAAUCUGCUUCUUCACUCAAUGGAUGGCAAGUUCGUCAAGGAACUUACUUCCAAGAUGUAGUUGCCACAAAAUAUGAUGGAGGAAUGGAUGCUAAAUUUGAGUUCAAUGAGAAUGGAGAUGCUGUUUUCUCAGGGUAUGUCUUCAACAGAGGAGGCUAUGUGGAACUAUCAAAAAAGCUUUCUCUGCCACUAGGUUAUACUCUUGAUAGGUAUGAGGGUUUGGUUCUUUCUGUUGGUGGCAAUGGAAGGUCUUAUGUAUUAAUUCUAGAAGCUGGUCCUUCGGCAGAUCCAAGUCAGAGUAGAUUGUAUUUUGCAAGAAUUAGUACAAAAGUGGGAUUUUGUAGGGUUAGAGUACCAUUUUCAUCAUUCCGCCCAGUGAAACCAGAUGAUCCAGUGUUAGAUCCUUUUCUUGUACAUACUUUGAAAAUACGCUUUGAGCCUAGAAGACAGAGGCCUGUUGAAGGAAAUGCAACAAUGAAACAGGAUUUAAGAAGCUUUAAGCUUAUAUUGGAAUAUAUUAAAGUCUUGCCUACUGGGCAAGAAACCGAUUUUGUAUUAGUUUCAUGUUCUGGACUAGGAAUUGAGCCUUCCAGGCGGGAGCAGGUUCUUAAAGCCAAGAGGGCUGGUGAAGAUUCUCUAAGAAGAUCUGGCCUUGGAUACACAAUAGUUCGUCCUGGUCCAUUGCAGACCCUGAAACAUAUUCUCUGGCUUGACAAAUGUUCAUGACCAAAGGCUUCCCAUGCUGUCCUGCACAGAGGCCAGUUUCUCAAUUGUCACUAUAUCUAUGUAACAGAUUGUGAUCAAUAAUUGACAAUUUUUUUCCCAUCAUAACAGCUUUAUCCACUCUAAUUUGUUCUAAAACACUGAAAUUAACAUCAUUGCGGUCCCCUGGCUUUAAAUGGUUACUAAAUUCACAGUGGUUGGGUCAUUUUCAAGAGCCGCAUUGCAGCAUGCUAGUGUAUGUUGUUAUUCAUUUCUACUAUAUCUAAUCAAUGUCAGGGUCAUUUUUAGGCUUUAUAUAUAUAAUAUAUAUAAAAUUGAAGCUUGCGUUGAAGUUCAGAAACGGAAGGUUCAUUACAGAAAUAUUUAGACUGCUACAUUCCAGUAUAACUUUCUAUUAGAGUAAAUUAUUAGAGCCUCCAAUUAGCUGAAUGUAAUAUAGUAGCUUUUUGUCCUUUUCAUUCUGUCUGUAGAAAUAUAAUUUGGUGUUCUUUUCUUGUCAACU
Messenger RNA from Glycine soja, 2061 nucleotides. RefSeq lists its product as uncharacterized. NCBI's taxonomy places the organism in Eukaryota, Viridiplantae, Streptophyta, Magnoliopsida, Fabales, Fabaceae. The transcript is spliced from 8 exons. The record is from RefSeq and is a predicted model, not a curated record. The coding region runs from base 78 to 1562 and encodes 494 amino acids.